Bolinopsis microptera is the source of this 2650-nucleotide messenger RNA. RefSeq names its product kelch-like protein 17. NCBI's taxonomy places the organism in Eukaryota, Metazoa, Ctenophora, Tentaculata, Lobata, Bolinopsidae. The record is from RefSeq and is a predicted model, not a curated record. Gene Ontology annotation, molecular function: protein binding. The coding region runs from base 70 to 2091 and encodes 673 amino acids. The transcript has 13 exons.
UUUUAGUCUCUAUAGAUUGGAAAACGACCAGAGAAUUAUUAGCAAAAUGACAUCAGGUGUACUAGGAGGAUGUUUGGCAGGUCAUAUGAUCGACCUUCGUCUCUGAGGUCAUCUCCUGAAUUGGUUGAUCACAUAGAGCCUAUUGACUCUGGUUUGGACGAGCUCGAGGAAACUCUUGACAACUUAUCAGAAACCCUCACCUUAUCUAAUCUAUCACCUGACCCUCCUGAAGAAUUCUUCAGAUCCGACUUUGAAUCAGAAAGAUCAGACACCAGUCCGGUCCGUUCAGUCUGCAGUGGCAAGCGGACCCGUAGAAAGAGAAGUGCUUCAUUUGGAUCAACUUCACCUCGUCACAACUCCAGUAGUAUAGACUAUCACAGCGACAGUGAAGCUAGCAAGAUGUUGGACGAAAUGCAAUACUUCCGUGAAAAGAAGUUCUUCUGUGACAUUACCAUUGUAGUUGGAGAUAAAGAGAUUGAGGCGCACAGAAUAGUGCUAUCCUCAUGUUCCCCCUACUUCCGGGCCAUGUUCACCAGUAACUUAGCAGAGAGUAAGCAGGACAAGGUCUCUUUGUACGAUGUUGAUGCUGGUGCCGUGGAGGCUCUUAUAGACUACGCUUACUCAAACAAGGUGACGAUCUGUGAGGAGAACGUACAGGAGUUGUUACCAGCAGCCAGGAUGUUACAAUUAGACUAUGUAGUGGACCAGUGUGGCGUGUUCCUCGAACAACAUCUCUCUAUAUCAAACUGUCUCGGAUUUUACCUCUUUGCUGACAAACACCACUGUGAAUCGUUACUAGCCACAGCGAGGCGGUUCAUUCAGAGGAACUUCUAUGAAGUGUGUAUGAAGGGAGAUGAGUUCGUACAACUUCCUGCUGGCAGUAUUAUAGAGUUCCUGUCAAUGGAUAAACUGAACGUGGCAAGUGAACGAGUUUUGUUUGAAGCAGCUAUGAAGUGGUACAACAAGGACCCUAUAAAAAGAGUUAGUAACCUAGCAGAUGUUUUGAGUUACGUUAAGCUCUCCCUCCUUCCCUCCUCAGUCCUCCUGGGAGAAGUGCUGGAAGCUAUCGGAGAUAUCGUGGACGUAAAGAUUAAAGACUUGCUGAUGCAGGCUAUGAGGUAUCAGAUGCAACCUAGACAUCGGAGCUCCAUGCAACAUUUUGGAACGAUAGCAAGAAAGAAACCAGAUCACAUACCCACAAUGAUGGCUAUUGGUGGAGGAUCCCAAUUCACAACACACUGUGAGUGUGAGUGUUACUCUAUAACUGACGACACGUGGUAUCGUGUUUCGCAGAUGUCCACGCCGCGCGCACGUGCGGGUGUCCUGGAACUUGACGGAUUUGUGUACUCAACUGGAGGCUACGACGGAGCUAUCCACCUUCUCUCCAUGGAAAAAUACAACCCUUCCGUGAACGAGUGGACAGCAGCCCCCUCCAUGACAAUCAGGAGGAGUUGUGUAGGGAUAACAGAGCUGGAUGGUAUAAUGUACGCUUUGGGAGGAUAUGAUGGAUACACUUGUCUGGACUACAUGGAGAGAUACGAUCCUUAUAUGGAGGUGUGGAUGGCGGCACCAGUAAUGACAACAAAGCGGCGCUACGUACGCGCAGUCACCUCUGAUAAGCAGAUCUACGCAGUGGGCGGCUUUGACGGAACUUCUCAUCUUAGUACUGUGGAAAUGUUCCAUCCAGACAGGGAAAAAUGGUAUACAGUGAAUCAGAUGCACUCCCAGCGCUCAGGUGCCGGUGUUAUAGCACUCGACUCAUGUGUGUAUGUGGUGGGAGGUAAUGAUGGCUGUACUAGUCUCAGUUCUGUGGAGAGAUACGAUACUCGAGAAGGAAAGUGGAGGUGGUUGGAGCCAAUGCACACGUCUCGCAGUGCAGUUGAUAUUGCUGUGGUGGACGGCGCGCUCUACGCUGUGGGCGGGAACGACGGAUGCAGCUCUCUCAAUACAGUCGAAAAAUACGACCUCGUAGCGGGACAGUGGAUAUCAGUCGCCAGUAUGAGUAUGAGACGAAGUAGUGUGGGAGUGUGCAUUGUUGACAUUCCAAGUAAAAUACUAGACUCUGUCAAAGUCAGGCGAUCAGAAAUUUGAGGGGUUGUAUUUAAAGGGGAUUGAUCCGGAUGUGUACUCAUCGGAAGAAAACAAUUGGUCGAAAGUUUGGUUGAAUGUCUGACCCGAUCACUUCUGUAAACUUUACAUCAGCUGUUAUGAUGAGUUGUCGUUAGAACCCACAUGAAACAAGCCUGAUAUGAACUGGAUGAAUCAUGGAGAUUUAAAGUCAAUUCAGUUUUCAAGUUUCGACCACGAUACCUUAUCGUAUUCUACCGAUAAGCACACAUGUGGGUGAUAAGUGUUUGCUCAGAUUUAUGAUAUGGGAUUGGUUCAGAAAUAUAUUGUUUGGUUUCAGAUUAUGCGAGUUUCAAAAAAUACUCAUUUCACGAUGAUAACUUGUAUAAUAGAUAUAGUACGGGCAUGUAAAAAGUUGUAGAUUUAAGUUGGAAUUUGUGAGAUGGGCAUGUUUAGCUGAACUUGGUUCACAGUGCUUCUAUCUACUAUUGAGGUUUUACCUUAUGUCUUUUGAUAAUUUUAGAAUUUAUAUUUAAUUCUUACUUGAGACCCAGUUAUAUUAUCUUUUAAAACCAAAAUCUAA